Molecule: messenger RNA, 1112 nt
Organism: Cyphomyrmex costatus
Lineage: Eukaryota; Metazoa; Arthropoda; Insecta; Hymenoptera; Formicidae
Gene: BI-1
Product: Bax Inhibitor-1
Exons: 4
Coding region: 279-1001 (240 amino acids)
Biological process (GO): cellular response to unfolded protein; negative regulation of RNA splicing; negative regulation of apoptotic signaling pathway
Cellular component (GO): mitochondrial membrane
Molecular function (GO): enzyme binding
Source: RefSeq, a predicted model, not a curated record
UCUAGGCUUCUACGCGUAGGAAUAUCACUGACGUGUCCCCUGUGCGGAGAUCAGCUACGUACGUGCGUGUAAUUCGUCGACUCGCUUCGACGAUAAUCCUCGCCUUCCCCGCGUGCAUAGGAAUUAGCCGGGCAAUACCGCCAGUCAUUGAGCUGCGUGCGAGCGGAACGUUUCGUGCGACGCGUUGAUUAUCAGUGGUGAGUCCAGUCUAGUGAACCAGCCCGGAGAGAGCCACAACCCCGUUUGGGCGCCAGCGAGUCGAAAGUGACGGCAAAAUUAUGGCAUCGACAUCAACUCUGAACCUCAACAGUUUCUUCAAUGUCUUCAGCAGCACGCUAAAUGCGCCAGUCAGGAAACACUUGAAGAAUGUGUACGGUUGCCUGUCUUUGUCCACCGUGUCAGCGGCUGUUGGAGCUUAUGUGCAUAUGUAUACGCAAUUCCUGCAGGCCAAUCUGCUGACGAGUAUCGGCACCCUGGGCUUUCUCAUUGCGCUGAUGACAACAUCCGACAAUGGCAAAAACCAAAAACUGCGUCUCGGUUACCUCUUGGGAUUUGCAUUCCUAUGUGGUCUUGGUUUGGGGCCUUUGCUCGAAUUGGUAGUCAGCAUAGACCCGAGCAUUGUAAUAACAGCAUUAGUUGGCACGACGGUCGUCUUCGUUUCCUUUAGCAUUUCUGCGCUUUUGGCUGCACGUGGCCGUUGGCUGUUUCUUGGUGGCACCUUGAUGAGCAUGAUGAACGCUAUAUUCUUGGUCUCCCUUGUCAAUAUGUUCUUGCGUUCGACCUUCCUCUAUCAAGUGCACCUAUAUGUGGGAUUAUUCGUUAUUUGCGGCUUCGUCAUUUACGACACGCAACUGAUCAUCGAGAAGUACGACAUUGGUAGCAGAGACUUCAUCAUGCACUCUUUGGAUCUGUUUGUCGACUUUGUAAUAAUUUUCCGACACCUCCUUGUGAUACUUACGCAAAAGGAAUUGUCCAAGGAUUCACGCAAGCGUAAAGAUUAAGCAAAAACAAACUGAAUAAUUGAGGUGCAUUCAAGUAAAUCCAUAAACUAGAGGUCUUCAUGUAAUCUAUCCAUACCUAGGUAUUUGUGUACAUAUACAUACCGGAAAAAA